Molecule: messenger RNA, 864 nt
Organism: Charadrius vociferus (killdeer)
Lineage: Eukaryota; Metazoa; Chordata; Aves; Charadriiformes; Charadriidae
Product: nucleoplasmin-3-like
Exons: 8
Coding region: 1-864 (287 amino acids)
Biological process (GO): chromatin remodeling
Cellular component (GO): nucleolus; cytoplasm; nucleoplasm
Molecular function (GO): histone binding; RNA binding; chromatin binding
Source: RefSeq, a predicted model, not a curated record
AUGGUCGGGCCUGGUGGGAAGCGGCGGCAGGGCCAGUCCCGCUCCUCCGCGCAGGCUGCGGUGCGAGCAGAGCUCGGUCCCCGAGCUGUCCUGGCCACCGGGAGCCUGUGCGGAGUGGCCCAGUGCCACCUCCUGGUGCUGGGGAAGUCCCAGCUCCCACACAGCGCCUGCGGGGUCUGGCUGCAGCCCCAGGGUCCAGGGAGCCGGGGAUGGUUUUAUCCGUCGCAUAGCAAUGCCGCCCUCGCCAAAGCAAUGCUGGUCCAGCGGCUGUCCCACCUCUGGGCUUUUAGGACUGGACAGUUUGCUCUCCGUGCUCCGAAGUCGCGCUUCUUCCUUGUUCUUCUUCUCCAGAGCAGCCAAACGCUGCUUUUUCUGCUGUUUGUCUCCCAGGAGCUGGUUCCGGCUGCCGGCGUUGGAUCUGCUGUGGAGGAUGAGCAGCUCUGCUCCCUUUCGCUGCCGGAGGAGAGGCCCGUUGCUGCCCUGUGGGGCUGCCAGCUCAACACGGGCACCCGGAGCUGCGUGGUGAAGGAGGAGGAUGACUUCUUGGAGCACCUGGUCCUGCUGAGAACGAUCUGCCUGGGGGCUGACGCCGGGGAUGAGCUGCACGUGGUGGCCGUUGAUUCAAAAAACACCUACGGAGACCGCAAGCCGGUGCCCAUCGCAGCGCUGCGGACCUCGGUGCUCCCCAUGAUCAGCCUCAAAGGUCUGGAGCUGGUCCCUCCCGUCACCUUCGUGCUCAAGUGUGGAGAUGGGCCGGUCUAUCUCAGCGGGCAGCACAUCACCCUGGAAGAUGAUGCCAAGUCUGAAUCCCACGAGGAAGAGCUCUCAGAGGAAGACGAUGAGGAGGAUGAUGGAGCAUCAUAG